AUGACUCUUCAGAACCACCACCUUAAAUAUAAUCGGAAGCUCGCUGCUGCUACCCUCCUCCAGAUAGCUUCGAUCGAUGAUGAACCACCAGUGCCUCCUCAAUAUGCCGACUAUGCUGAUGUAUUCUCAAAAGCCGAAUCCAAUGUUCUUCCCCCUCACCGCUCCUACGAUCACAAAAUAAUACUCGAAGGAGAUGGUGAGAGAGCUCUCAAAUACAGCCCUCUUUAUAAGAUGUCACUUGAUGAGCUGGAAGCUGUUAAAGCCUAUAUACUGGAUAAUUUGGACAAAGGAUUCAUCGAGCCUAGCCAGGCCCCUUUCGCUGCUCCUAUUCUUUUUGUCAAGAAACCUAAUGGAGGAUUACGUCUUUGUAUCGAUUAUCGUACCCUUAAUGCCCUCACUCGGAAAGAUCGAUAUCCCUUGCCACUUAUCGACGAAACUCUGGCUAGGAUCACUCAUGCUAAGAUUUUCACGAAGCUGGAUAUCCGACAAGCUUUCCAUCGCAUCAGAAUGGACCCCGACUCUGAGGAAUUGACCACCUUCCGUACACGAUAUGGUGCAUACAAGAUGAAAGUCUUACCUUUUGGUUUAACUAACGGACCUGCAACUUAUCAACGUUAUAUGAACGAAGUCCUUUUCGAUUACCUUGAUAUCUUUUGUACUGCAUAUCUUGAUGAUAUUCUCAUUUACUCUAAUGAUCCUCUCGAGCAUGAAUAUCAAGUCAAGCUAGUGCUUGAACGUUUGCGUAACGCUGGCCUUCAAGCUGAUAUCAAGAAAUGCGAGUUCAAUAUCACUAAGACGAAAUACCUCGGAUUUAUCAUCUCUACUGAAGGAAUUGAGGUAGAUCCGGAGAAAGUUGACGUUGCUGCACUCACCUCAGCACCGCUUCUACAACACUACGAUCCUGAACUAGAAUGCAUGCUCGAAACAGAUGCUUCUGAUGGUGUGGUAGCUUGUGUGCUAUCUCAGAAACACGGAGAAGACUGGUUGCCUGUAGCCUAUUAUUCGAAAACUAUGGCACCAGCUGAAUUGAACUACGAGGUUCAUGACAAGGAGAUGCUAGCGAUCAUUAAAGGAUUCAAGAACUGGCGUGCUGAGCUCACUAGCACCCCGCACCAGAUCCGCGUUUUCACUGAUCACAAAGCAUUAGAAUACUUUAUGACUUCGAAGACCCUCAAUGCUCGUCAAGCCCGAUGGGCUGAGCUCUUGGCCGACUACAACUUUAUCAUCGCAUACCGCCCUGGCAAGGAUAACCCUCUUGCUGAUGCCCUUACAAGGCGGGAUAACGAACUCGAUGAUCAAAAUCGCACCAAGAAAGCCAAUCGUCUUCAACAGCUCAUAAAGGAUAAUCAGUUUGACCCUCGUAUCCUAACAGACGAACUACGCCUUGAUACUACUUCCGAAAAGCUAGUGGAUGCUAUCGAUCUUGCACCUAUAGCUCCCGACCUUAGUAUUGUAGCACGAGUUCUUCAGGCAAAUCGCAAUUCAAAAUCAUUACAACCUCUUCGUAUUCAAGCAAGCAAAGGUGACCCUCACUUCACCCUCGAUGAAGGAUUACUGCUCUACCAGGACCGAUUAAUCGUCCCUGACACCGACAACCUGCGCACUCUUCUUAUUCGCGAAGUGCAUGAUCAAGUGUUUACAGCGCACCCAAGUGUGAACAAAACGAUCGUUAUGUUAAGCCGUCGUUACUAUUGGCGAGGCAUAAGCGCUUAUGUAAAGCAAUACAUUCGCAACUGUCAUAUGUGUCGACGUUCUAAGGUUCCAAGAGAUAAGAUCCCCGGACUCCUUCAUCCACUCCCUGCCCCCACUCGUCCCUGGGAACAUGUUACGAUGGACUAUUGUAGCUUCAAUAAGGAUAAGCAUGGAUAUGAUAAUAUAUUAGUCAUUAUUGAUCGUUUCAGCAAACAAGCUAUUACUAUACCCUGCAGGAACACAAUCAUCACCAAGGAAAUGGCUCAGCUUUAUAUAUAUCACAUUUAUCGCUACUUUGGUCCUCCCCUUACUAUGCUCUCAGAUCGAGGCUCCGUCUUCAUUUCAACGUUUUGGAAAGAGUUCAACACUAUUCUAGGAACACAGAUCAAGCUCAGUUCAACUGAUCAUCCUCAAACCGAUGGCCAAACAGAGAUCUAUAAUCAGUAUUUGACACAACGGCUACGCCCCUUUGUCGAUUACUACCAAACUAAUUGGUCAGAUUUGUUACCUAUGAUGGAUUAUGCUCAACUUACUCUUCCACAUGAUUCCCUUGGAGGCCUUACCCCCUUCGAAGUUGUUCAUGGAUUUCCCCCUAGAGAUCUAUGGGAUUGGCGAAUACAGUCUACCGAACCUAAAGACAAGAUUAAUAUCGAAGAAGCUCGCUCAUUAGCUCGAAGUCUUCACGAUGCUCAAGCAUUAGCUCGUCGACAAAUCAUUCUAUCCCAGGAACGAAUGACUAAUCAAGCUAAUAAGCAUCGUCGAGAAGUCGAUUUCGAUGUUGGUAACAAGGUUUGGUUGGAUACCCGGUAUUACACAACUCAGCGUCCCUCUAGAAAGCUAGACAACCCAGUUUCAGGACCCUUCAAGAUUCUCGAAAAGAAAGGUCAUUCCUAUCGGCUGGAGCUACCUAGCUCAAUGAAGAUUCAUGAUACCUUCCCGCCCGAAAAGCUCCGCAAAGCAGCUGACGACCCGCUUCCUGGCCAGCACACUGAUCCUAGCCCCCCAAUCAAUAUUAGUGGUGAAGAAGAGUGGGAAGUUGACGAUAUACUUGCGUCUAGAAGCUGGCACAAACAAGUAAGGUAUCGAGUAUCCUGGCUCAAUCAUGAUCCGGAUCCUACAUUCUACCCUGCCUCAAACUUUAUGUAUGCACCUCAUAAGCUGCGUGAAUUUCACCUAGCACACCCAACUCAGUUUGGCCCCCCAGCACUACUUAUGGAGUGGAUUAAGAUGUAUGAGGAAGGAAGGGAUGAUUAUGAUGAGCUAGCCGACAAUAAAGCGAUGGAUGAAAGCUCGAGGGCGAGCUUUUUCAGAAGGGGGGGGUGA
Messenger RNA from Sclerotinia sclerotiorum 1980 UF-70, 3015 nucleotides. RefSeq lists its product as hypothetical. The record is from RefSeq and is a predicted model, not a curated record. Gene Ontology annotation, biological process: DNA integration. Bases 1 to 3015 code for a protein of 1004 amino acids. The transcript has 3 exons. NCBI's taxonomy places the organism in Eukaryota, Fungi, Ascomycota, Leotiomycetes, Helotiales, Sclerotiniaceae. Gene Ontology annotation, molecular function: nucleic acid binding.